Molecule: messenger RNA, 234 nt
Organism: Exophiala dermatitidis NIH/UT8656
Lineage: Eukaryota; Fungi; Ascomycota; Eurotiomycetes; Chaetothyriales; Herpotrichiellaceae
Product: H/ACA ribonucleoprotein complex subunit 3
Exons: 2
Coding region: 1-234 (77 amino acids)
Biological process (GO): snRNA pseudouridine synthesis; positive regulation of telomerase RNA localization to Cajal body; ribosome biogenesis
Cellular component (GO): box H/ACA snoRNP complex; box H/ACA telomerase RNP complex
Molecular function (GO): box H/ACA snoRNA binding; telomerase RNA binding
Source: RefSeq, a predicted model, not a curated record
AUGCAUUUGAUGUACACCGAAGACCCGGCCACGGGCAAGAGAAUCUACACAUUGAAAAAAGUCCUAGACGGAGUUGUUACCAAGUCGGCGCAUCCUGCUCGAUUUUCGCCAGACGACAAAUACUCGAGACAUCGUGUGACCUUGAAGAAACGAUACGGCCUCCUUCUUACGCAACAAAGUAUGAAAUAUAAUGCGAUAUCCUCCAGGGAUCCAGAGGCUAACAUACGACUAUAG